Messenger RNA from Cynara cardunculus var. scolymus (artichoke), 795 nucleotides. RefSeq names its product 40S ribosomal protein S10-1-like. Gene Ontology annotation, molecular function: RNA binding; structural constituent of ribosome. The transcript has 5 exons. The record is from RefSeq and is a predicted model, not a curated record. NCBI's taxonomy places the organism in Eukaryota, Viridiplantae, Streptophyta, Magnoliopsida, Asterales, Asteraceae. Bases 71 to 622 code for a protein of 183 amino acids. Gene Ontology annotation, cellular component: cytosolic small ribosomal subunit.
GCUGCGCGGAUUGUGAGAAGAAAACCAUUUCCUCUGAUCUCUUCCGCCUUCCCCUUUCCAAACAGCAACCAUGAUUAUUCCUGAUAAGAAUCGUAAGGCCAUCUCCAAGUACCUCUUUCAAGAGGGAGUUUGCUUUGCCAAGAAGGACUACAAUUUGGCAAAGCAUCCGGAGAUCGAUGUGCCGAACUUGCAGGUGAUUAAGCUGAUGCAAAGCUUUAAAUCAAAGGAAUAUGUACGUGAGACAUUUGCGUGGAUGCACUAUUACUGGUAUCUCACGAACGAUGGGAUCGAGUUCCUCAGGACUUACUUGAAUCUUCCUUCCGACAUUGUGCCUGCUACUCUCAAGAAGUCAGCUAAGCCACUUGGACGUCCCAUGGGUGGCCCUCCAGGAGACCGUCCUCGUGGCCCGCCAAGAUUUGAAGGAGACAGGCCGAGAUUUGGUGAUAGGGAUGGAUACCGUGGUGGACCUAGAGGGCCUCCUGGUGAAUUUGGUGGUGAAAAGGGUGGAGCUCCGGCGGAUUACCAGCCUGCUUUUAACAGGGGUCCUGGUGGAAGGCCGAGCUUUGGUCGUGGAGGUGGCAGUUAUGGAGGAGGCGCACCACCAAGCUCAAGUUUCGCUUAAACAUUUCAUAUUCUUAGGGUGUUUGCAGUUGAAUUUUAAACUUGAUCUUGGUUUGCUGAAAUGCUGUGCUUUUCUUUCACUUGUUAUAUGAUCUACAAUUUUGUUGAUUUGAUUGGUUCUCUUUGUCCAUGAUAAUUCCAAAUUUAGAAUAUUGCAAGGCGGUUUUUCAAAAA